This is a messenger RNA of Anguilla anguilla (European eel), 2811 nucleotides long. It is a transcript of the gene galnt11, whose product is annotated as UDP-N-acetyl-alpha-D-galactosamine:polypeptide N-acetylgalactosaminyltransferase 11 (GalNAc-T11). The record is from RefSeq and is a predicted model, not a curated record. The transcript has 12 exons. Lineage: Eukaryota; Metazoa; Chordata; Actinopteri; Anguilliformes; Anguillidae. Gene Ontology annotation, biological process: regulation of Notch signaling pathway. Gene Ontology annotation, cellular component: Golgi apparatus. Gene Ontology annotation, molecular function: Notch binding. The coding region runs from base 128 to 2092 and encodes 654 amino acids.
AGCGAUAGCAGAGUAAAGCAGUCCUCGUUGAAGACACUGUCACCUGACUGAUAUUUUCAUGGGCUACCCCUGGUAUUCGUCGCCUGUAUUUAAUCCUGAGGUGCUUUAACAAUUAAAUUGGAGUUAAAUGCUGUGGCAUCUGUUACUUCUUACUAUCACGACAAGGCGCUACUCUGUAUCCCCGUUGAUGUACACGAGUGCUACAACUUUGCCUAAAACGGAACAGAAGACCAGCUCUGCAGGGGCUUGGCAAUGGAACGGUGGCGAUGCUAGGGUUACCAUGGGCAGCGUCACUCUGCGCUACUUCUGCUAUGGGUGUCUCUUCACAUCGGUGACCUGGACCCUCCUGCUCUUCCUGUACUUCACCCUCAGCCAGGAGAGUCCGCCCUUCAAAUAUGUGCCCGUCCCGGGGGGCCAGUCCUUCAGCUUCCAACACCGCUUCCAGCCCCGCUUCACCCGGGCCCCGGGGCCCGCGCCCCUGCCCCAGGACCCGCCCAGGGAGCAGCCCCGCAGAGCGCCCGUCCCGGGCAGGAAGGCCGCGGACCUCUCCCCGGAGAUGGGUAUGAUCUUCAAUGAGCAGGACCAGGAGAUUCGAGACAUGGGUUAUCACAAGCAUGCUUUCAACGUGCUCAUAAGCAACCGUCUGGGAUACCAUAGAGACCUGCCUGACACUAGAAAUGAAAAGUGUAAGGAGAAGCUGUACCCUCUGGCUCUGCCCUCUGCCAGCGUGGUGAUCUGCUUCUUCAACGAGGCCUUCUCCGCCCUGCUGAGGACGGUGCACAGCGUGCUGGACCGCACGCCCGCCUAUCUGCUGCACGAGAUCAUCCUGGUGGACGACAACAGCGAGCUGGCCGACCUGAAGGAGGAGCUGGACGCCUACGUCCGCCUGAACCUCCCCGGGAAGGUGAAGCUGGUGCGGAACCAGAAGCGCGAGGGCCUGAUCAGGGGGCGGGUCAUCGGCGCCUCUCACGCCACGGGGGAGGUGCUGGUCUUCCUGGACAGCCACUGCGAGGUGAACGAGCUGUGGCUGCAGCCGCUGCUGACUCCCAUCAAGGAGGACCGGCGGACGGUGGUGUGCCCCGUCAUCGACAUCAUCAGCGCCGACACGCUGGUCUACAGCCCCUCCCCCAUCGUCAGAGGAGGUUUCAACUGGGGCCUGCACUUCAAGUGGGACCCUGUGCCCCUGUCAGAGCUGAGCAGCCCAGACGGAGCCAUCGCACCAAUCAGGUCUCCAACGAUGGCCGGGGGUCUGUUCGCCAUGGACAGGAAGUACUUCAACGACCUGGGGCAGUACGACAGCGGCAUGGACAUCUGGGGAGGGGAGAACCUGGAGAUCUCAUUCAGGAUCUGGAUGUGCGGCGGCCAGCUCCUGAUCAUUCCAUGCUCGAGGGUGGGGCACAUUUUCCGGAAAAGACGACCCUACGGUUCGCCGGGAGGGCAGGACACCAUGGCCCAUAAUUCCCUGCGCCUGGCCCACGUGUGGAUGGACGAGUACAAGGAGCAGUACUUCGCCCUGCGGCCGGAGCUGAGGACGCGGAGCUACGGCGACAUCGGCGAGCGGCUGGCCGUGCGCAAGCGGCUGCAGUGCCGCUCCUUCAGGUGGUACCUGGACAACAUCUACCCCGAGAUGCAGGUGUCCGCCCCUCACAACAAGGCCCAGCAGCCCGUCUUCGUCAACAAGGGGCUGAGGAGGCCGAAGGUGCUGCAGCGCGGAAGGCUCCGCAACCUGCAGGUGAACAAGUGUCUGGUGGCUCAGGGCCGCCCCAGUCAGAAGGGCGGGGUCGUGGUGGUGAAGGGCUGCGACCUCAACGACCCAGAGCAGGAGUGGGCUUACGACGAGGAGCACGAGCUGAUCCUGGCCGGGCUGCUGUGCCUGGACAUGUCGGAGAUCCGCUCGUCCGACCCGCCCCGCCUCAUGAAGUGCCACGGCUCGGGGGGGUCGCAGCAGUGGACCCUGGGGAAGAGUAACCGCCUGUACCAGGUCUCCGUCGGCCAGUGUUUGGCCGUUAUGGACCCGCUCAGCCCCAAAGGGUACGUCGCCAUGGCGAUAUGCGACGGAUCGCAGUCUCAGCAAUGGCAGCUGGAGGACUGAUGCUGCCGAGCGGUCGGAGGGGGUCGGGGCCACAUAAUUCAUAAACCCUCAUCUCCGGGCCUGGGCCCCUGAACCCCACCGCCCCGCCCGCGGUCCCCUGCACUACCGCGCCCUUCCCAGAAGGCAGAGGAAAGCGGGCUGUCUUUCUGGUCCAGGAGCCACAGCUUUCAUCAACCGGCGAACUCGCCAACCAGUCAGCUACUCUAUCGGCUGACACGCAGCCCAGUUACCAGGUAGUAGGACCUAGCUGCAGGCCUAGCCAUAGCUCAAACUGUUAUCGUGCGCUAUUGGUCAGUCUUAUUUUUACUUUUUUUUCCCCCCAGAAAUGUAUUUUCCUUUUCUGGUUUUUAGAAACUAUUCUCAAAUCUUGUACUACAGUUAUAAAUUGUUUUUAUUGCGAAGUGUUAUUUAUAAUCACUGUUUUAAGUCAUGAUUUUUUUUUUUUUUUUCAAAUUUGUUUGCACAGUAAAGGGUAGCUUUUCUCUAUUUUGGUGUUGCGUUCCAAAAUAAGUUUACAGAAAAGUACCACUUGACAGUAAAAGGCACCAUUUAAAAAAAAAAAAAACAAUCUAAAUAGUAUUAUUCCAAUUAUUGUAAUGUAUGUAAGUGAUGACAAAGAAAUGUUUUGUGAAAAUGCGAAGCAUUUUUGAAAUCUGCACAAUAAAGCUCCGUUAUGCAGUUGUCCUCGGAAGAAAAAAAAAAAACCAAAUCAUAUGAAA